Misgurnus anguillicaudatus (oriental weatherfish) is the source of this 1885-nucleotide messenger RNA. NCBI's taxonomy places the organism in Eukaryota, Metazoa, Chordata, Actinopteri, Cypriniformes, Cobitidae. The record is from RefSeq and is a predicted model, not a curated record.
UACACGAAAAUACACAUCUUCCGAAUUUAGACGUUCCUGAUUGUUGCUGAUGGAAGUCAACUGCAACUUUUCAUACAUCAUCUGUGAAAGCAAGUGUGAGUUCUUUGUGUUAAAUCGAUGAGCUGGUUUGGUUUUGGUUUUAAUGGCUUUGGUCAGAUAAGGCCUGCAGAUGUGAGCGGAAAGGUGAAUUGUAAAGUGAGUACACCUGUGCUGAUAUCAGACCUGUGUGGAUCAGAAUGGAGAAUCAGUGCCUGCUGGAGCUCAAGAGCUUGUGUCAUUCAUACAGACAGUGGCAGUCAUGUGUGUGUGUCAGGGUUUGUGUGUGGUUCAUCAGGACAGGUGUAUGAAGAGAUCAUCCCAGAGAGUCAGGGGUGCACAAACGCCUCCAUCAGUGAAAGAUAUCUGACACUCCGCUUCACUGACAGAGUGGAAUGCUGGGAAAUACGGCACCCACAAAACAACCUGGUGUGGAGGAGGGAACAGGAACCCUCUCAAAACACAGGUCAUGCUCUUGCAUUGCCAUUGGUACCAGAUGGGUAUGUCAUUCCCAGAUCACCUUUCUUCUGUCCUCUUAGCACAAAACUCUGUGCCGUUAGCCUGGCGCUGGGCACAGAACACGCUGUGCUGCUCACCGCAUCCGGGACUGUGUUUACCUGGGGAUCUGGAAGUCAUGGUCAGCUGGGUCAUGGUGCUCUGACAUCACAGGAGGAACCUCAGGUACUGGAGGCGCUCUGGGGAGUCCCAAUCACAGAAGUGUCUGCUGGCGGAUGGCACUCCGCUUCUGUCAGUGCCGGAGGAGAUCUGUAUAUGUGGGGUUGGAAUGAAAGCGGGCAGCUCGGCCUGCCAUCUAAAAGCUUAAAGGAGGAAAAGCUCAGAAGGACUGGAAAUACUGAAUCGGUUGUGAAUGAAGGAGAGGAGAAAAGUAAAGAUGAAGAUGAAGUGUUCAUCUCAAUUCAAGCGUUUCCUGCUCUUGUGGAUGUCCCUCACGUGACGGAAAUCAUCAGGGUCUGCUGUGGAUCCAGACAUACAGCCGCCAUCACAGGUUCAGGUGAUCUCUACACCUGGGGAUGGGGUCAGUAUGGUCAGCUGGGACAUGCCAGUGAAAAUAGCACAGAUGAACCAAUGCUGGUGGAGUAUUUCCACAGUCAGGACAUGCGUGUUAAAGAUGUUAUUUGUGGAUUAUGGAACACUUUUGUGUCUGCAGUUUCAAAAAAACAAUCUCUCACAACCGCACGCUUACAGGAUAAAAGUUUAUUAAGUUAGGUACAAAUAUAUCAUUCAAAAUACAGAUUAGAAAGUAGAUUUCUUAUUAAAUUUUUAAUGCGUAAAAAUGUUUUUCAAAUACAUAAAGCUUAGAAAUGUUGAAUAAGAGAAUACAUGUACAAUCAAGGUGCUACAUCGGGAUCUUGAUCGGGAAGGUGAAUAAUCUGGACCAGGAAGUUUUUUCCAUAUUGCGUAAACUUUACAACACAAUCUUGAAUGAACUGCAAAACAACAUACACAGUCAAUGAAGAUGAUUGACUGUUAAACUUGUAAAUACAAAAAAUAAACAACAUCAUACUUCACCUGACAAAGUCUGGAGAUCUGGAGAUCACGUGCUGAAAUUCAGAGAGGUUUACAGUUCCAUCUUUAUCAAUGUCGGACUCCUCCAGGAUCUGCAUAAUGAAAUGAGUUUGCAUUAGUUGAGCUCAUUUGAUGGAUGUUUUUUUGGGAGAUAUGUAUUCACCGGACUCACGUUGUCAAUCAGCUGUUUCAUUUCCACGUCACUGAGAGAGCUUUUGUUUAAAUCAGUCGUGCGGUUAGAUUUCUCCUCUGUUUCUCCAGUCAGACGUUUCACCAGUUUCUCCAGGUCUUUGGCAUCAAGGGUACCGUCGUCAUCAAAGUC